Molecule: messenger RNA, 3291 nt
Organism: Lithohypha guttulata
Lineage: Eukaryota; Fungi; Ascomycota; Eurotiomycetes; Chaetothyriales; Trichomeriaceae
Exons: 1
Coding region: 1-3291 (1096 amino acids)
Molecular function (GO): ATP binding; ATP-dependent chromatin remodeler activity
Source: RefSeq, a predicted model, not a curated record
AUGUCUUCAACCGAAGAGCUGGACGACCUGGAUACAAGCAGGAAGCAGAUCAAACCAUCCUCCAGACGAAACACAGGAUUCAACUCUUCAUCCUCUUUCUCUUUUAGCGAUGCUACUAAUCUUGAGCCGUACGGUGAUCAGGAUCGCCCCCGUAAGAAAGUCAAGCGCAUCUCUGAAGGAGCAACAAGGGUACAGUGGUCCGAAGACGAAGAAGAAAAUCCCGGUACAGUAGCCUACAACAACUUCAAAGCGAAGCCUAGCGUGACACGAAAAAAAGCUCUUGCUGCUACCAAGAAGGCCAAGGCAAUCGAGGCCGAGAACGAUCCAAAGUCCAGGAAGAAGGAUGAAGGAACCACUGGUGUAGGCAAACAGGCUUCAAAGAAGAGAAGUUCGAAGGGACGUCCAGAGGCUACAUAUGGCGUCGUUCCUUCUGAAGAGGAAGGCCUAGACCAUACCAUGCCUGACUAUAUUCAGGAGCGACGCAAACACUUCGAUGAGAGAGCCGAGAGGCUAAAGGAAUCAGGUCUACAGCUUCCACCCAGCUAUGCCGAUAUAUACUUCUCCGAUGAUGAACGCAUCAAAAUAUUGAAAGAGAGACCGGACCUGCCGAAAAUCACGCCACCAGCACCAUACAAGGACAUCGAGCUCCCAUAUUCCCUAGGUAUCGUACCUGCUCCAAUCGCGCAAUACUUGAGAGACUACCAGGUCAAGGGUGCUGCCUUUCUUCAUGAACUAUUUGUUUACCAGAAAGGAGGAAUCUUGGGGGAUGAUAUGGGUCUUGGCAAGACCAUCCAAGUCAUAGCCUUUCUAACUGCAGCCUAUGGCAAGAGUGGUGAUGAGCGAGACAAGAAAAGAAUGCGGAAGAUGCACAGGAGGCAUCUGUGGUAUCCUAGAACUCUCAUAAUUUGUCCUGGUUCGUUAAUGGCAAACUGGCAAGAUGAGCUCAAUCGCUGGGGAUGGUGGGAGUCAGAACUAUUUCACGGUGAUAAAGCUAGACGCGAAGUCGUGCUACAGCAAGCGAAAGCUGGCAUGCUUGAGAUCAUGAUCACCACCUACACCACAUAUCGCCUAUACCAUGAACAAAUCAACACAGUGCCAUGGGAUUGUGUUAUUGCGGACGAGUGCCAUACCGUCAAGGAAAGACGAGCCACAGUCACCAAAGCUAUGAAUGAGGUCAACUCACUCUGUCGCAUUGGAUUGACUGGAACAGCCAUCCAGAACAAAUAUGAAGAAUUGUGGACCAUACUGAACUGGUCCUCUCCUGGCAGAUUUGGUCCCGUUUCACAGUGGAAACACACUAUUAGUGAGCCUCUCAAAUUGGGCCAAAGCCAUAGUGCCACAAUAUAUGAGCUUGCACGUUCACGAAAGGUAGCUAAGCAGCUGGUCAAUAACCUCUUACCUCAAUUCUUCUUACGGAGGAUGAAGACACUCAUCAAAGAUCAAUUACCUAAAAAGACAGACCGUGUCGUAUUCUGCCCGUUGACGUCUAUACAGGCCGAAGCCUACCAGAAUUUUCUCGACAGUGGUUACGUGCAAACCAUUAAGGACAGCAGCGAAAUGUGUGAUUGCAACAGUGGAAAGAAGGCAGGAUGGUGCUGCCAUGGCGCACUCGAAAAUGGCGACAAAUGGCAAGAAUGGGUGUUCCCAUGUAUAGCCUACCUUCAACGUCUCUCGAAUCAUCUUGCACUCCUGAUUCCCUCAAGCACAGAUGAGAAGAAAAAGCAAUCCAAGGAUACAGAACUGUUACAGACCGCCAUGCCUGACCAGUGGGAAGAACUUGUCGCGACACGAGACAAUAUACUCAACUACAGCAAUCCCGAGUUCUGUGGGAAAUGGCGUGUCUUGAAGAAACUUCUCAAAUUUUGGCACGAACAGGGCGACAAUAAGGUGCUAGUGUUCAGUCAUAGCGUUCGCUUGUUGAAAAUGUUGCAGGCUCUGUUCAUACACACUGACUACAAUGUUUCCUACUUGGACGGAAGCAUGAGUUACGAAGAUCGAUAUGCAGCAGUGAAGGACUUCAACACGGAUUCUACUCAGUUCGUUUUCUUAAUCAGUACCAGGGCGGGCGGUGUUGGCCUUAAUAUUACAAGCGCGAACAAGGUUGUAGUUGUUGACCCGAACUGGAAUCCGAGCUACGAUCUUCAAGCACAAGAUCGUGCCUACAGGAUUGGUCAGACUAGAGAUGUCGAAGUCUUCAGACUUGUGAGUCAAGGAACGCUUGAAGAGAUCGUAUAUGCACGACAGGUCUACAAGCAACAAAUGUCCAAUGUCGGGCUAGCUGCCACCUCGGAACGUCGUUACUUUACCGGAGUUCAAGACCGACCAAGUCAGAAGGGUGAGAUCUUUGGCCUGCAUAAUCUUUUUGCUUUUCAAGACGAGAACGUCGUCUUGAGGGACAUUGUUCACCGAACAAACGUUGCCGAAUCCAAAGCUGAUCUUCAAAUCGCUGAUCUUGACAUCGAGCACGAAGACGCAAGCGAACCGAGCGAUGAGGAUAGUAGUGGCGAUGAUGCGCUAGCUUCAGGAAAGAAAUCUAAUUCACAAAUCAGUGGCAAAGGUAAAGAAGAUGCUGCGAUGAGCCAACUCGCUGCCGAGAUUGUUGGUGAAGUGAAUAGCCGGUCACGAAAUGGAGCGCCUAAUACGGCCAGCUCCUUCACCACGACAACUCCACGUCACGAUCCGGUUCAAGCUAUCCUAAAGUCAGCAGGCGUCAGCUAUACUCAUGAAAAUAGUGAGGUAAUUGGCUCGAGUCGAGUGGAAGCAGCACUCUCUAAGCGAGCAGCUGAAGCUUCUGGUACUCAGCAAGAGUCUCAAGUCUUCAAGAACAUUUCACAGAACCAUAGUGGCGAGCUUGGUGAAUAUCUGACCACAAAAGGUGAGAUUCGCUAUCGCUAUCGCCCACCAGAGGACGUACAAAGGAGACAAUUCUGCGCUAUGGCGCAAUGGGCGGGAUACGGGACUGACGAGGCUGCAGUCAUUGAGUUCGCUUUGGUUGUUGAGAGCUGGACUCAGGCUGAAAGAAGAGCGUUUCUCGAUAAAUGGUAUAGGUGGAGGCGAGAGUGCUUGAUCAAUGACGUGAAAGGAUUGUACGUAAAGAAGGAUCCUGAUGUGAAGUCAGAAUUCAAGAACGAUCCGGAUAUGAAAGUUGAGCACACCCAGGACGAAGACGCCAAGACUGAGUGCAAGGUUGAAGAUAUCAAGAUCAAAUCUGAGAAUGGUAUUGGCGAUCCUGUCAAAACAAAUGCUGGCGCAGAUGUUGUGACAAUUGACUCUGAUGAUGAUGAGUUAUGA